Trachymyrmex cornetzi is the source of this 1203-nucleotide messenger RNA. RefSeq lists its product as uncharacterized. The transcript has 2 exons. The record is from RefSeq and is a predicted model, not a curated record. Bases 1 to 1203 code for a protein of 400 amino acids. Lineage: Eukaryota; Metazoa; Arthropoda; Insecta; Hymenoptera; Formicidae.
AUGGAUCAAUUACGUGCCCAGAUAUCAAUGCAAAUGAGCAGGUUUCUAAUGAUUCAGAACGCUGUUGAAGAUGCCUCGGAAGGAAUUGAUGGAAUCUCUCGUCAUUUAUUAAAUACUCGGCUUGAAGUACUCGAAGCCAAUUGGAUCAAAUUUCAAGCGGAACACGAAAAAUUAUGUCAAGCGCAUGCGGAAAGAAUCGGAGAAGAAUCUUACAUAAAGCAUCGAACGUAUGAGAGAUGUCAAGAGUUCUUCGUUCAAGCGAAGGCUGUAUUACUUGAGCAUCAAGACAUUAUAGAAGCCUCUAAUCCUUCAUCACGAUCUUCUGAUACAUUAGUACCGGAAAAUCGAUCCGGUAGUCAUCGGAGGAGUUUACCAAAAAUUAGCUUGCCUGCAUUCUCAGGCGACUACCAUGCCUGGAGAUCGUUCCAUGAUUUAUUCACAUCAAUGGUAGGUGAGAAUGGAGACCUCACCAACGUGGAAAAGAUGCAUUACUUGAAAACGUGCCUCACGGGUGAUGCUGCUCGAAUCGUUACUAACCUCAAGGUCACUGACAACACGUUUUCAAUCGCCUGGAAGAAUUUAGUUUCUCGUUAUGAGAAUAAGCGAGUACUAAUUUCCGCACAACUGGAUAGAUUACUCGGAUUAAAACCCAUCAAAUCAAAAUCACCGCAAGAAUUAAAUUCAAUGAUUGCCGUCGUCAUCGAAUCACUGGGAGCUCUUGAAGCUUUGAAUUGUCAAACGAAUGCAUGGGAUCCUCUUCUAGUACAUAAUCUAGCUCGCCUAUUAGAUGAAGACACGCGUGAAGCCUGGGAAGUAAAGCUAGGACCUUCAACUUCGUAUCCUACUUUAAAGGAGUUCGAACAAUUCGUAAUUGGUCACUCUAGAGCUUGGGAAAGUUUAGCUUCCUCGUCGACUAAAUCCAUCAGGGAUAAGGGACGCUCAACAUGGUUAUCAAAUAAAUCUGACACAAAAUCUCGCAGUUUGAUUGCAACGGCUCCAGUAACUAAAGAUGGAGUAGAGUGCCGUUUAUGGAGUCAUUCCGCUAGUCGUUGUCCUAGUUCUCGUCGUUGCAGGAAAUGCAGUAACAAACAUCAUACCACAUUACAUGAUGAUCGCAAAUCACGAGAGAAGCCGGUAACAAACAAUAAAACUGAAUCAGAUACAUUAACCGUCGACACUACGUCCAAGCCAGAUCAAAAAUGA